GGGAACCAGACUAUCUACAUGUGUACAACUACAACAUGAUAAACAUGGAGAGGAGACGCGUUGACACUUUUGAGGGCGCAUUUCAAGCCCUGAAAAAUGAACUUGCAAAGCAAGAUCCGAUGCUUGUUGGGGUUGUGGUAGCUGUCGUAGUUGUUUUUCUAUCUAUUGUCCUGUUUCUCCUUGCAAGACGGAAAAACAACAAACGUUCUGUGCUCCUUGUGGGAGUCUGCGAUGCUGGCAAGACACUGCUCUUUAGCAGACUUGUUCAUAACAAGUACAUCAACAGCUACACCUCCAUCAAGGAGAAUUCCGGCGUCUACCAACUGACCGGGAGGAAGACAGGAACUCUGGAUGUCGUGGACCUUCCCGGGAAUGAGCGACAACGCAUGACAUUCUGGGAUCGCUUUAAAAAUCAGGCGAGAGGACUGGUUUUCGUAGUGGACAGUGCCGCCUUCCAGAAUGAACUGAGGGAAGUGGCGGAGUUUCUCUACACACUGCUGAGCGACUGUGCGUCCAGCCAUGCCAAACUUGCCGUGCUGAUUGCCUGCAACAAACAAGACGUUGCCAUGGCCAAAUCCAGCAAGAUCAUCCAGGAGAAAUUGGAGAAGGAAAUCAACACCCUACGUGUGACGCGAUCCGCAUCCCUUGGUUCCACGGACGGAUCCGUUGGCUCGGAAGCUUUCCUGGGAUCCCAAAGCAAGGACUUCCGGUUUUCCCAGUUGUCCCCAAUGAGCGUGGAGUUUGCGGAGUGCAGCGCCAAGGGCGGAAACGAGGAGGACGCCCAGGCAGACCUCAAUGUUGUGGAGGAGUGGAUACAGAGUAUUGCGUGAGUGGAUCCACACGUGUGCCAAAGUCCACAGGUAUUGGGAGUGGAGGAGUGGCUAUAUAGACGUGCAUGAGUGGAUCCACACAUGUUUCGCACUUGAUCAAUAUGGAAAUGGAGGAGUGGAUACAGAGCAUUGCAUGAGUGGAUCCACACGUGUGCCAAAGUCCACAGGUAUUGGGAGUGGAGGAGUGGCUA
Patiria miniata (bat star) is the source of this 1021-nucleotide messenger RNA. It is a transcript of the gene srprb, whose product is annotated as signal recognition particle receptor subunit beta-like. The transcript is spliced from 5 exons. The record is from RefSeq and is a predicted model, not a curated record. The coding region runs from base 36 to 830 and encodes 264 amino acids. NCBI's taxonomy places the organism in Eukaryota, Metazoa, Echinodermata, Asteroidea, Valvatida, Asterinidae.